UAGUUGGUGGAGAGCCGGAAAGAAAGAGGGGGAGGGGCCGGGCCCGGCAGCCGGAGGGAGCCGCGGAGCAGCCGCCACCGUCGCCGCUGCUGCCACCGGGACCCCAGGGAGUAAGAUGGCUGAAAUCAGUGACCUCGACCGCCAGAUUGAACAAUUACGACGCUGUGAGCUCAUCAAAGAGAGUGAGGUCAAAGCCCUCUGUGCCAAGGCGAGAGAGAUCUUGGUGGAGGAAAGCAAUGUCCAGAGAGUAGAUUCUCCAGUAACGGUCUGUGGGGAUAUCCACGGCCAAUUCUAUGACCUUAAGGAACUUUUCAGGGUGGGGGGUGAUGUGCCUGAGACCAACUAUCUCUUCAUGGGAGACUUUGUCGACCGUGGCUUCUACAGUGUUGAAACAUUCUUGCUACUGCUAGCCCUUAAGGUCCGCUACCCUGACCGGAUCACCCUGAUCCGUGGCAACCAUGAAAGCAGGCAGAUCACCCAGGUAUAUGGGUUCUAUGAUGAAUGUCUGAGGAAAUAUGGCUCUGUCACUGUGUGGCGAUACUGCACUGAGAUCUUUGACUACCUCAGCCUCUCUGCAAUCAUUGAUGGCAAGAUUUUCUGUGUCCAUGGUGGUCUCUCCCCAUCCAUCCAGACACUGGACCAGAUCAGGACGAUAGACCGCAAACAGGAAGUUCCUCACGAUGGCCCCAUGUGUGAUCUUCUUUGGUCUGACCCUGAAGACACUACAGGAUGGGGGGUGAGCCCUAGAGGGGCUGGCUACUUAUUUGGCAGUGAUGUGGUGGCACAGUUCAAUGCAGCGAACGACAUCGACAUGAUCUGCCGAGCGCACCAGCUAGUCAUGGAAGGGUACAAGUGGCACUUCAACGAGACGGUUCUCACUGUUUGGUCAGCUCCCAACUACUGCUACCGCUGUGGGAAUGUGGCAGCCAUACUGGAACUAGAUGAACACCUUCAGAAGGAAUUUAUUAUCUUUGAAGCAGCCCCUCAAGAAACUCGGGGCAUCCCAUCUAAGAAGCCUGUUGCGGACUACUUCCUGUGAAUGCUCCUCCCAUUUCCAUUGUGCAGUUUCUGUUUUCUAUCGUGGCUGGGGCGGGCAGCCCUUUUUCCAAGUCUGGCAGGGUUCAGGUUUCUCUCUUUCUGAUCUCUUCCCCACCCCCUUCCCCCCACCCCCAUGCCCAAUAAAUCCUCAGUUCUGGACUCCUGAGUCUGAAUUGGGUAUAUUUUUCCACAUUAUUGUAUCCUAGCCAGUCUCUCUACCCUUUGUGGUCUUUUUAAGGCUGCCCUAAUGUUUAUUCCCCACCUACAAUGCUGCUUGGGAUGUCUGGUUAUUGGAGAAACCCAGAACUCUCUUGUUCCCGUAACACUCUUUGCAAAAGAAUCAAUCUAGGAAUGCAGAGAAUGGUAGCCCUAAAGUCCCCUGGUUUCAUAGAGGAACUGCUGAUAGCUUCCUUGUUAAGCUGUCUGGCUUACAUGUAGUGCGUCUCUACUCCCUAGAAGUACUGGAAACUUAGUUGAGAGAGAGAGAGAGAGCUGGAUUUAAAGUACACCCCCUUCCCCCCAAUCCAGUGGCCAAAAUAUUAAAUUCCCUGGGAGGGAAAAGUCUCUGAACUAGUUCUGUCUCUUUAAGAGGAAGUGGGAAGUACCUUUCUGGUCAGCUGACCAUGGAACUCUGUGGAUUAAGUGCCAUUCUAAUACAUUUAAAGCAGCCAACACAAGAAGUGCUUCAAACCUUGCUGUGUCUGGUUGCUGGAAGACCUAGAACAUAGGUUUCUCAGCAUUUCAGUGUGUAGUCUGCUUAAACUACAUGGAAUGGGUUAACCAGAAAGGACUUUUUUUUUCAAAGCAUGCUACCACCUCUUAAAAACUACCUGGGCAGUGUCAGAUUAAACUGUCUCCAGUUAUUGCUCUAGAAGUUGCAAAUGGUGGUAGUCUUUCUGGUCAUUGGAGGUUCCAGGUAUCUAUGGAAUCCAUUCAGGUCUGGAAGUGGAGUUAUUAAACAUUUGUCAACCUGAUCUAUAUCCUGCCUCCCCUUCUUCCUGCCUGCCUGUUUUCCCUGGGUGGGGAGAUUGGGACCACAUCACACUGAAGGAUUUGACCAAUGGGGUGCAGUUUUAUUCUCUCCCCCCUGACCCCCCUCCUGUGGGGAUGGUGUAUCCAAAUCCCAUCCACCCCAAGGGUCAAAAUCCCCCACCCUUCCCUUUAUUCCUUUGAAAAAGGGUAUUCUCUGUUCAGAUAUCUGUUUAGAGUUAGAAGGGGUGGGCAGCUUCCUGCCACUUUUCCUACGUCUAGGAGGGGUUUUCCCUUCCAUCUCCUGUGAUCUCUCUUGUCUAAUCUUAUUUUGUUUUCAUUUGGUUUUUUUUCCUAUUUACAACUUUUUAGAUAAAAA
Eublepharis macularius is the source of this 2386-nucleotide messenger RNA. It is a transcript of the gene PPP4C, whose product is annotated as protein phosphatase 4 catalytic subunit. Gene Ontology annotation, molecular function: protein serine/threonine phosphatase activity. Gene Ontology annotation, biological process: double-strand break repair via homologous recombination; peptidyl-serine dephosphorylation. The transcript is spliced from 9 exons. Gene Ontology annotation, cellular component: nucleus; cytoplasm. Lineage: Eukaryota; Metazoa; Chordata; Lepidosauria; Squamata; Eublepharidae. The record is from RefSeq and is a predicted model, not a curated record. The coding region runs from base 116 to 1039 and encodes 307 amino acids.